AUUUCACCCAUCUUUCACCAUGGCCGAUUUGACAGAUAUAGAUGUCUUUGAGUAUCUUGAAAAGACUCUUGCGGAGCGCAUCAUGUUCCUUGACGGCGCCAUGGGCACCAUGGUCCAGCGCUUGAAACUUCAAGAAGAGGAUUUUCGCGGUCAGGAAUUCAUUGACUGGGAAAAGGACCUGAGAGGCAACAACGAUUUAUUGACUCUGACCAAACCUGAUGCCAUUUACAACAUUCAUCGCCAAUAUCUCGAAGCGGGCUCGGAUAUGGUCGAAACGAAUACUUUCAGUUCGACUUCCAUUGCUCAAGCCGAUUAUGGCCUUGAAAAGUACGCUUAUCGCUUGAACAAAGAGGGUGCUGCUUUGGCAAAGAAGGCUUGUCAGGAUGUUACGAAAGCCACCGGGAUCCCUCGAUUCGUUUGUGGUGCCGUUGGUCCCACCAAUCGUACAGCUUCCAUUUCUCCUUCGGUAGAAAAUCCGGCUUACCGCAACGUGACAUUCGACGAAUUGGUGGAAGCUUAUGCCGAGCAGGUUCGUGGUCUUUUGGAUGGUGGUGCGGAUAUUUUAUUGGUCGAAACCAUUUUCGAUACCUUGAAUGCCAAAGCCGCCGUCUUUGCCAUUGAUGUGGUCUUUGAGGAAGAGGGUCGCUCCAAGGUACCUCUGUUGAUUUCUGGCACCAUUGUCGAUCAGAGUGGUCGUACACUUUCUGGGCAAACCGGUGAAGCCUUUGUCACCUCUUUGAAGCACGCCGAUCCUGUCGCGUUUGGUCUCAACUGCGCUUUGGGUGCUCCCCAAAUGAAGCCUUUCAUCCAAAACAUUAGUCGCUUCACGGACGCUCACAUCAUCUGUUAUCCCAACGCUGGUCUUCCUAAUGCCAUGGGUGAAUAUGACGAAAGUCCCGAAGCAAUGGCAAAGAAUGUGGAACCAUUUGCUCAAGAAGGUCUCGUUACCAUUGUUGGUGGAUGCUGUGGUACGACACCCGAUCAUAUCAAGGCGGUUGCUGAGGUGUGCCGAAAAUAUCCUCCUAGACCCAAGCCAAAGAAGAAUGACGAUGUGAUGUUGUUGUCGGGCUUGGAAGUGCUGCGCGUGAAUGAAAUGACCGGUUUCGUCAACGUGGGUGAACGUUGUAACGUGGCAGGUUCGCGCAAGUUUUGCCGUCACAUUUUGAAGGGCGAAUACGAAGAUGCUUUGGCCAUUGCUCGUUCUCAAGUCGAAAACGGUGCGCAAGUGGUGGAUUGCAACUUUGACGAAGGUCUUUUGGAUGGCAAAGCGGCCAUGACGCGCUUUUUGAACUUGAUUUCUUCGGACCCCGAUUGCGCCAGAGUGCCGUUGAUGGUCGAUUCGUCCAAUUUCGCCGUCAUUGAAGCCGGUCUAAAGUGUGCUCAGGGCAAAUGUAUCGUGAACUCCAUUUCUCUCAAAGAAGGCGAAGAAGAAUUCAUAAAGAAGGCCAAAAUCAUCAAACGCUUUGGUGCAGCCGUCGUCGUCAUGGCAUUUGAUGAAGUGGGUCAGGCAGCAGAAGCUGAUCGCAAAGUUGAAAUUUGUACCCGCUCCUACCGCAUUCUCGUCGAUAAAGUCGGCUUCAAUCCCUACGAUAUCAUUUUUGAUCCGAAUAUUCUCACCAUUGCUACCGGCAUGGAGGAGCACAAUAAUUAUGGUGUGGAAUUUAUCGAAGCUUGUCGUAUUAUCAAACAAACUCUCCCUGGUGCCAAGAUCAGUGGUGGUGUGUCCAAUUUAUCCUUUGCUUUCCGUGGUAUGGAUAAAGUGCGUGAAGCUAUGCAUUCCGUUUUCUUGUUCCACGCUGUGAAAGUAGGCAUGGAUAUGGGUAUUGUCAAUGCCGGUUUCUUGACAGUAUAUGAUGACAUUCCCAAAGAUCUAUUGGAGCUUUGUGAAAAUGCGGUAUGGAAUCGCGAUCCUGAGGUGACCGAGAAGUUGCUGGAAUACGCGAAAUCGCAUUCCAAGGAUGCCAAGAAAGAUGAGGAUUUGGAAGAAUGGCGCGCCUGGCCCGUCACCGAACGUAUCACUCACGCUUUGGUCAAGGGUAUCAUGAAAUACAUUCUCGAAGAUACGGAAGAAGCACGACAAGAUAAGGCAAAAUAUCCCCGAGCCCUGAACGUAAUUGAAGGCCCCUUGAUGGCCGGUAUGAACGUCGUCGGUGAUCUCUUUGGUAAGGGCAAGAUGUUUUUGCCCCAGGUUAUCCGAUCCGCAAGAGUCAUGAAAAAGGCGGUGGCUCAUUUGGUGGAAUACAUCAAGGUCGAAAAGGAGGAGGAUAUGCUUAAAUCUGGAGCAACGGAGAUAAAGGGCAAUGGAACCAUCGUCAUGGCCACCGUGAAGGGUGAUGUGCACGAUAUCGGUAAAAAUAUUUGCGGUGUCGUGUUGGGUUGCAACAACUACCGUGUCAUCGAUAUGGGUGUCAUGGUUCCCUGUGAUCAGAUUAUUGCGAAAGCCAUUGAAGAAAAGGCCGAUGUCAUUGGUCUUUCAGGCCUCAUCACUCCUUCUUUGGAAGAAAUGGUUAUCGUCGCCAAAGAAUGCCAAAAAGCCGGUCUCAAGAUUCCCAUUCUCAUUGGUGGUGCGACGACAAGCAAGAUGCAUACUGCCGUCAAAAUCGCUCCGCAGUACCAGUCCCCUGUCGUCUAUGUCUUGGACGCUUCACGUAGCGUGCCUGUCGUCGCCAGUUUGCUAGAUGACAACCAAAGAGAGGAUUUCGCCGAAGACAUUCGUGAAGAAUACGACGAAUUGCGCGAAGAGUACUAUGAAGGUUUGGAAGAAAAGCGUCUGCUAUCGAUUGAUGCGGCUCGGGAGAAGAAGUUGCGCAUCGACUGGAGCAAAUCCUUGCCUCCAGGCAAGCCCAAAUUUUUGGGCACACAUGUCCUGAAAGAUUAUCCUCUUGAAAAGUUGCUUGAUCGUAUCGAUUGGAAUCCCUUCUUCCAAGUGUUCCAGUUGCGCGGUCGUUAUCCUAACCGUGGUUUCCCAAAGAUUUUCGAUGAUGAGAACGUUGGUGCUGAAGCGAAACGUGUGUACAACGACGCUCAAGUGAUGCUCAAGGAAAUCCUAAAGGACAAGUCGUUGCAAGCACAUGGUAUCGUCGGUUUCUACCCUGCCAAUUCCGUAGGCGAUGAUAUUUACGUGUACAAGGAUGAGUCAAGAGAGGAAAUUGCCCAAAUAUUUUACGGUUUGCGUCAACAAUCGGAAAAGGAAACGGACGAUCCUUACUACUGUAUUUCCGACUUUGUGGCGCCUCGCGAAACCGACAUUGCUGAUUACAUUGGUAUGUUUGCCGUCAGUACCGGUUUUGGCUGUGAAGUAUUAGAAAAGAAAUACGACGACGAUCACGAUGAUUACUCGAGCAUUAUGGUGAAGGCUUUAGCGGAUCGUCUUGCCGAAGCAUUUGCCGAAAUUUUGCACGAAGAAGUGAGAAAGGACCAUUGGGGUUACGCUUCGGAUGAAACGUUGUCUCCUGCGGAAUUAUUCGCUGUUCGAUACCAAGGUAUUCGUCCCGCUCCCGGUUACCCAUCGCAACCCGAUCACACAGAGAAGAAGACAAUGUGGGACUUAGGUAAUAUUGCAGAACAGACUGGUAUCACUCUCACGGAUUCGCUGGCCAUGAAUCCUCCUGCUAGUGUCAGUGGUUUAUAUUUUGGACACAAAGAAAGCACCUACUUUGCCGUCGGCAAAAUCGACAAAGACCAGAUCGUGGAUUAUGCCGCCAGAAAGAAGAUGCCCGUGGAAGAUACCGAGAAAUGGCUCAACACCAUCCUUGCUUAUGAUACAUAGUUCUCUACUAGACUGAUAUAUUUCUUUAUUUUAUAUUCCUUGCCUUGACCAAAAAAUAAUCGAAUAAAAAAAAGAGUUGUGAUAUCCACAAUCAGCCGCCUAGAAUAAAUACUAUUACCCUGUAUCUGAUACCUGUAUAGUGCCCUGCCAAAUUUUGUUUUAUCCCGAUAAAUUUAUUGUCUUUUUUCAUCUUUCAGUUCUUUUUUCUUGAGAAAUGAAGAAAUAAUAAAAUAAAUUGCAAGGAAGCAAAAAUCAUGACUUGGUCCUUUUUUGGCGGGGAGUGCGGGGUUCUUGUCAUAUUACCUUGGCCU
Molecule: messenger RNA, 4080 nt
Organism: Radiomyces spectabilis
Lineage: Eukaryota; Fungi; Mucoromycota; Mucoromycetes; Mucorales; Radiomycetaceae
Product: methionine synthase
Exons: 11
Coding region: 20-3769 (1249 amino acids)
Biological process (GO): pteridine-containing compound metabolic process
Molecular function (GO): zinc ion binding; methionine synthase activity; cobalamin binding
Source: RefSeq, a predicted model, not a curated record